This is a messenger RNA of Marasmius oreades (fairy-ring Marasmius), 267 nucleotides long. RefSeq lists its product as uncharacterized. The record is from RefSeq and is a predicted model, not a curated record. Bases 1 to 267 code for a protein of 88 amino acids. The transcript has a single exon. NCBI's taxonomy places the organism in Eukaryota, Fungi, Basidiomycota, Agaricomycetes, Agaricales, Marasmiaceae.
AUGCGGGCUUAUUUCCAGCACGUUGAUGACAAGUUGGGGUUGAAGAAAGAUAUUACUUUCAAUACUCGCGUUGUCAGCGCUGAGUGGGAUGAUGGAGAGCAUCGGUGGACCGUCAAGACGGACAAUGGGCUCGUCGUGCAACCACGAUUCCUGAUUCUGGCCACCGGUUCGCUCACGGUACCCUACAUCCCCGCAUUCAAAGGGUUGGAGAAGUUCCAGGGGUUUGCCAUCACACGGGAAGGUGGCCCGAGGAGGGCGUUGCAGUGA